AUGGGGCGAUUGAGAAUCAAUGCAUAUGGUACAGCUCACUUUAAGCGGAGAAUUAGUCUCUCUCAUACAGAAUUGAAUGGUCAAUCACAAUUUCCUGAAAGUAGUUUGGGCAGAGGAGGUGGCAGCCGCAACCAAAGUCGUAGUCGUAGUGCUGGCAGAGAUAGAGCUGGUGCUAGUGGUAGUACCCAAAAGCUUACAAGAAGUUAUGCACGAUCUUAUAUAAAGGAAGUUAAGGACACGUUUCUAAAUCAAAUGGAGAAGUAUCGCAUGUUUAUUGAUGUUAUGACAGACAUUAAGAAUCAAAGAAUUGAUGUUGGUGGUGUCAUAGCAAGAGUAAAAGACUUGUUUAAAGGGUAUCCUAGUUUGAUCCUUGGAUUCAACACUUUCUUGCCCAAUGGCUAUGAAAUAACCUUCAAUGAUGAUGAAGAGGCUUCUCCCACGAAAUCAGUUGAAUUUGAACAAGCAGUUAGUUUAGUGAAUAAAAUAAAGAAACGUUUCAGAAAUGCUGACUAUGUAUACAAGUCUUUCAUAAACAUUCUGGGCACAUUUAGGAAGGAGAACAAGGACAUCAAAGAGGUGUACGAUGAGAUUGCUGUACUUCUCAAUGGUCAUCCAGAUUUGCUAGAUGAGUUGAAUAAAUUCUUUCCAGAUCCAGUUACUGUCAAUCCGUUUCAUCUAAAGCGCUCCCCUCUAGGUAGCAUUAUUGGUCCUCAUGCAGAAAUAGACUGUAACAUGCGGCAUCACACCGAUGAAAAGAAAUCUAUUCAGAUUGUUAAAGAAUUUGGAGGUCCUCAUGAAGAUGAGAGUAAGGAAGAACGGAAAGAGAAGAAGUGUAAAACUGAAGUUCCUCAUAAAGAAGCUAUCAGCUUUCUGAAAAAAAUAAAGGAACGUUUUCAAAACGAUGAUCAUUCUUACAAAUCCUUCACAAACAUCAUAAAGACGUACAAGGAGCCUAGGAGCAUCUAUGAAGUCUACCAUGAGGUUGCCAAACUUCUCAAUGACCAUCCAGAUUUGCUUGCUGAGUUCACUAAAUUCUUGCAAGAUCCUUAGGCUAUUUCGAUGCUUAGGCAAUAUUCUGAUCAGUGAACCAUCCUCUCUAUUUCCUUAUAAUGCUAUUGCCAUGACUAAAGCUUGCUAAUUAUGAGUUGUACUUGAUAUUCUCAAAGGACUCUUAGGGAGAUUGAUUGGUUGCUUUGGAAUUCCUUGUCCCAUAUUUUAUGAUAGAGAUUUGGUAUUAUUAGCACCAGUUAUUGUUAAA
Messenger RNA from Lycium ferocissimum, 1258 nucleotides. RefSeq names its product paired amphipathic helix protein Sin3-like 2. The transcript has 8 exons. Gene Ontology annotation, biological process: negative regulation of transcription by RNA polymerase II. Gene Ontology annotation, molecular function: transcription corepressor activity. Gene Ontology annotation, cellular component: chromatin; histone deacetylase complex. Bases 1 to 1050 code for a protein of 349 amino acids. Lineage: Eukaryota; Viridiplantae; Streptophyta; Magnoliopsida; Solanales; Solanaceae. The record is from RefSeq and is a predicted model, not a curated record.